This is a messenger RNA of Parastagonospora nodorum SN15, 1353 nucleotides long. RefSeq lists its product as hypothetical. The transcript has a single exon. The record is from RefSeq and is a predicted model, not a curated record. NCBI's taxonomy places the organism in Eukaryota, Fungi, Ascomycota, Dothideomycetes, Pleosporales, Phaeosphaeriaceae. Gene Ontology annotation, molecular function: RNA binding. The coding region runs from base 1 to 1353 and encodes 450 amino acids.
AUGUCGAAACAUACCAAAGAAGACUCUCCCGAGGAGGUGGAGGUUGUGAAGAAGUCUGAGCGCAAGGAAAAGAAGGAGAAGAAAGACAAAGAGCGGUCGAAAUCUAAAAAGUCCAAAUCCGAAGUCACUGAACCCGCCGCUGCCGACGAUGCGACAGCGACAGACACACCCGCGAAGAAGCGCAAGCGCGAGAUACUGCCUGACGAGAUCGAGAUUGAUGUGAGCGCACCGGAGCCCGCGUCGAAAAAGGAGGCCCGUAGAUUGAAGAAGGCCAAAUUGAACCCUCCCACAACCAGCGGCGCCGAAGGAACCACAGAUGGGAAGGCGGUUGCCGAUACCGAAGACAAGAGCAAGUCAGACAAGCGAUCAGACUUCGGAGUCUGGAUAGGCAAUCUGCCAUGGUCGGCGACGAAGGAGUCGCUCAGGAAUUUCCUGAUGGAGAACACGGAGAUGACUGCAGAGCAAAUCACGCGAGUACACAUGCCGCCGCCCACGAAACCAGUGAACCCCAACUGGAGCACAAAGCCUCUCAACAAGGGCUUCGCAUACGUCGACUUCUCCACCGAACUCGCCAUGUACUCCGCAAUCGCCUUGACAGAGACAAAGAUGGACGGCCGCGCAUUGCUCAUCAAGAACGCAAAGAGCUUCGAAGGACGCCCAGACAAGCCCAAGGAAGAGCAGGAGCAAGACACCGGCCGCGGCGCCAAAGGUGCCGUCAAAUCCGCGCACCCACCCAACAAGCGCGUCUUCGUUGGCAACCUCUCCUUCGACGUAACCAAGGAAGAACUCCAAGUCCACUACAGCCAAUGCGGCCCGAUCGAAAACCUACACAUGGCGACAUUCGAAGACUCAGGAAAGUGCAAGGGCUACGCAUGGGUUACGUUUGGCGACGUCGAGGCCGCAACGUCUGCCGUGAAAGGCUUCAUCUUCAAGACCGAGGCCGAAAUCAAGCGCGAGAAGAAAGGUCCAGCGGCCAAAGACGAUAAUUCUGAGUCUGAAUCCGAUCUCCCCAAGGCCAACAAGAAGCGAAAAUGGCUCCUCAACCGCCUCAACGGGCGCGAAAUGCGCUGCGAAUUCGCCGAGGAUGCGACGACGAGGUAUAACAAGAGGUACGGCAAGGAGAAGGAGGCAGACCCAGUUGAUGGCGUAAAUCCCGCGCGGUGGAAGAACUUCGGGGGUGGAGAUAGAGGUGGAGGUGGAGGCCGUGGCGGAGGAUUUGCCGGCAAGAGGGAGUGGAAGCCGAGGGAGAAGGUUGAUGCGAGGACGAUUCCGAGUGGAAAAGCGCAUUCGAGUGCGCAGAGGGCGAGUCAGGCUAUUGUGGAGUCGCAGGGCAAGAAGACGACGUUUGAGUAG